GAAAUUAAGUUUUUGCCUUUUUUUGGAACAAUUUAAUACUGAUGAAAGCGCGUUUUGCAACACUGCAGCAACAGCGGUCGACACUGACAAUUGAACGGCGGCAAUCAAAAUAGAAAGAAAAACCAACUGGAAAGCAUUAAAGAAGCAGGAUUUUCUAUACGUAUGUGUUCUUUGCUAUGUCCAAGCGCAACAAUAUAACCUACGUGAAGCCACAGGAACCCAGUUUUUUGGCCAAACUCAAGGCGGAAAUCGGCUACAAGGAGGGCCCCACCGUCGAUACAAAGCGCCAGAAAGUCGAGGAACGCGACCAGAACCAGGACGACUACGAUUCCAGUGAGGAGCGGCCCGAGCGUGAGGACGAAAAGCCACAGAUUGUGGUCCUAACGAGUGGGGAUCUUACGGCUGACGAGGUGGCCCUCGAGCAGCAGCGCAUAGCGAAAGAAGAAGCUGAAAGGCCCGCGGAUUUAAACCAACCCAUUGUAUUUAAGCAGCGCGUCAAGCAGCCCAAAAUCCAGCCGGAGAAUAAAACUGAGAAAUCUCCGAAAGCAAAGGAUAAACGCAAAAAGUCCAAGCCAAGCAGCAAACUGUCAUUCAACGAGGACGAGGAGGACGCCGAAGCAGUCGAGGAUUAAAGCUCAUAAAGUAUCUAU
Messenger RNA from Drosophila novamexicana, 650 nucleotides. RefSeq lists its product as uncharacterized. The transcript is spliced from 3 exons. The record is from RefSeq and is a predicted model, not a curated record. NCBI's taxonomy places the organism in Eukaryota, Metazoa, Arthropoda, Insecta, Diptera, Drosophilidae. The coding region runs from base 177 to 632 and encodes 151 amino acids.